GAUGGCAGCAAACAAAAAACUAUGAUGAAAACAUAAGGGAUUAGGGGGUUUUUUUGCUGCACCUGUAUUCUCUCCGAUGGCCCAGCCUAAUCCAAAAUGCUCAGUUCCUUGGAAAGGCACAAUAAUUAUUUUGGCUCUGUGAGACUCCCUGGAAUGUAUUCUCUUAGAGGUUCUUCAGCAAAAGCACUUGUGAGCUUGAAAGAGGGAAGUUUAUCCAGUUCGUGGAAUGAAAAGUAUAAUUCUCUGCAGAAAACACACAGUUGGAAGAACAAGAAUGCUGGUUCUGCUGUGGAAAUGCCCUUCAGAAAUUCAAAACGGAGCCGACUCUUCAGUGAAGAAGAUGACAGACAAAUAAACACAAGGUCACCCAAAAGAAAUCAGAAGGUUGCAAUGGUUCCACAGAAGUUUAGUACAACAAUGUCCACACCAGAAAAGAAAGUAUCACAGAAGAUUGGUUUGCGGCUUCGUAACCUGCUCAAACUGCCCAAAGCUCACAAGUGGUGCAUAUACGAGUGGUUCUAUUCAAAUAUAGAUAAGCCGCUGUUUGAAGGAGAUAAUGAUUUCUGUAUAUGCCUGAAAGAGUCUUUUCCAACUUUGAAAACCAGAAAAUUGACAAGAGUAGAAUGGGGGAAAAUCCGGCGAUUGAUGGGAAAACCACGGAGGUGUUCCUCUGCAUUCUUUGAGGAAGAGAGGUCAGCAUUAAAACAGAAACGGCAGAAAAUCAGACUUUUGCAGCAGCGGAAAGUUGCAGAUCUUUCACAGUUCAAAGAUCUUCCAGAAGAAAUUCCAUUACCGCUUGUAAUAGGAACAAAAGUUACAGCCCGUUUGCGAGGUGUCCAUGAUGGCCUGUUCACAGGACAAAUAGAUGCUGUAGACACUCUUAAUGCUACCUACAGAGUGACUUUUGACAGGGCAGGUCUUGGAACACACACAGUCCCAGAUUAUGAAGUUCUUAGUAAUGAGCCUCAUGAAACCAUGCCAAUCGCUGCCUUUGGACAGAAACAACGGCCUUCACGUUUCUUCAUGACUCCUCCCCGAUUGCCAUACACACCUUCACUCCAGUCUCCAAUCACAGACAGUGAUCCUUUAUUAGGACAAUCUUCAUGGAAAAACAAAAUUUCAGGCACAGAUAGUGAAACACUAGGAGGCUUUCCAGUAGAAUUCCUCAUUCAAGUGACCAGGUUAUCAAAAAUCCUUAUGAUCAAGAAGGAACACAUCAAACAAUUGAGAGAGAUGAAUACAGAAGCAGAAAAGCUGAAAUCCUAUUCCAUGCCAAUCGGCAUUGAGUUUCAGAGGAGAUAUGCAACUAUUGUUCUAGAUCUAGAACAACUAAACAAAGACUUAAAUAAAGUUUUGCAUAAAGUUCAACAGUACUGCUAUGAGCUUGCUCCUGACCAGGGCCUCCAGCCUGCUGACCAACCCACGGAUCUGAGGCGCAGAUGUGAAGAGGAAGCUCAGGAGGUCGUCAGACAAGCAAAUACCUUGUCAACAGGACAACUCUGUGUGGGCAGUGAAAAUUUAACUGAUCUUAUCUCUAGACUUACAGCAAUAUUACUGCAAAUUAAGUGUCUAGCAGAAGGAGGCGAUCUGAAUUCCUUUGAAUUUAAGUCACUAACAGAUUCAUUAAAUGACAUUAAGAAUUCAAUAGACUCCUCAAAUAUCAGUUGUUUUCAGAAUAAUGUUGAGAUCCAUGUUGCACAUAUUCAGAGUGGUCUGAGCCAGAUGGGAAACUUACAUGCUUUUGCAGCUAAUAACACCAACAGAGACUAAAAACUUCAAGUGUACAGCAAGUAAUUCUGGAAAAUCUUCUUCCUUUCUAUAUGCUUCACCAAAUACCCCUAACUGCCAGAAGACAAGGGAAGAGAAAACCUCUCAAAAAGGACCCUUUUAAGUAUAUUAUAUCUGCUUCUUAAGGAAACCAGCAUUACUGGCCAGCGUUACAUUAGAUUUCUCCAUUUGUUAAUCACAUGCAGUAGUUUUGCUAACUGGUAAUCUCUUAGUUAUCGCAUUGAUUAUAGUAAACUUGAAAGCAUACUUUCAUAUAAUUUGAACUUAGUUUUUAAAAGUUCAGAUUGAUUCUGCACACCACUUGUUGUUGGAUCUCCUGGUAUGUUAGAAGUGAAGAAGAGGAAAUGGCUCGAGUUAGUAGCCACAUGGCAGGUCUUUGUUGUGUAAAGCUACACCUCUGUGUAGCUCUUCAGAGCUGCCAGGUCAGCCUUUGGGAAGCCUGAGCGUUCCUGAUCUAAAGAAGCAGCAUCAGGAUACAGUCAGCAAACAUAAACUAUAAACUGGAGGAUGUUGGGCAGGUCUAUCGAUCGGUCAAUGUCUUGUUGGAACUCUUAAUUUAUCAUAACUUAUGGAAGGAGUCUAAUGAAGGAAUAUAAAAACAUAACUGUUAACUUUCCAGAAAGAGAUUGGUUAUGGCUUUUUCCCUUCACAAAGGGCAAAAGAAGUGCUUUAGGUGGUAUUUUAUAUAAGUGACUGGUUAAACAUAAUGUUUUUCCAAAUUCUUGUUUGUUUUGCACAAGUUUUAAAUUAGAUUACUGGUUAUUCAACAAUACCAACUAUAUAUAAAUAUGAAGAUUUUUGUAACUGAAGACAACCAGUGAGGUAAACUGCAAAAAUAAGAAGUGAUAACCUGCCUAUACCUUUUGGAAUGUUAAUCUUGUAAAAAGUGUGUAUUGGUUUGUUUAAAUAGUCUUGUAAAGCUUCUGUGUAAUGAAUUGUUUCCAGAUAUGGAUUUUCAGAGAUAGCUGUAGAGAUGUUUUUGAUUCUUUUAGAUGCCUCAUUAAAUAAGGUCUUUUAUAUGUUAUUGUAUAAAGAAUAUGUAAACAGGAUUAUUUUCAAUUUUAAAAUUUUGUAUAGUUUAAAGAUGCUUCUGUAUUCCGUGUUGGUAUUGUGCCACUGCAAAACUUUAGUGCAGAGUUUAUAUUUAGCUAAAUUUGUUCUGUUAAUUAAGAGAAAUGCAUAAAUCUUUUAUUCUCAAUGAAAUUUGUAACUGAAUAAAUUGACCUAUGAGAGUUGAUAUAUUUCAAAAAAAUGC
Molecule: messenger RNA, 3043 nt
Organism: Cyanistes caeruleus (blue tit)
Lineage: Eukaryota; Metazoa; Chordata; Aves; Passeriformes; Paridae
Source: RefSeq, a predicted model, not a curated record